AUGUUGAACCAUAUAAAGGUGUUUACACUAGUAAUAAAUAACUCCAAUUACCCUUUGAUCCUUUCAGUAACAGAAGUGGAAACUGUGUAUGAAGAAAUGAUCAUGGAAAAUAAAGCAACUGAACCUGACAAAAAUGAUAAGAAGUCUGCAUUUACUAAAUCUUGUCCAUCAGUCGCAGCAAGUUUGGGAAUUCUGUUACUAAUCAUGGUCCUUCGCAUUUACUUUACCACAUUAUUAAUUCGUAAGAACGAAAAGCAGAUCACAAACCUGACUGCAGAGAACAAGAACAUUAGAGAGAAAAAUGAGAAGCUGGCUGAAGAGGAGAAAAACCUAAGAGAACAAAUACAACACAUGAACACAACAUGGAAGGAGCUCUGUGUCAGCAGAGAAAGACUGUGUAAACCUUGUGAGAAGGGCUGGCUCCCAUUUGAGUCUGGUUGCUAUGCAAUUAAUAAUGCUGAACAUCCUGAGCACAAAACCUGGGAUGAAGCUCGAGAAAACUGCAAAGGAAAGAUUUCCGAUUUGGCUGUUGUAAUUAAUGCAGCAGAAAAGACAUAUCUCAGUGACAACAGCUGGGGGAGUUCAGGAAACAAAGGAUACUGGAUUGGUCUGAGAGUCAAAGAUGGGAAAUGGAAGUGGGUGGAUGGAAGCGAUCUGACUGAUAACUCCUGGAUCCGCCACCCUCCUUCUGAUGGUCUCUGUGCAAUUUCUGUCCAAAACCAAGGAUUUAAAUCAGUGCAUUGUAACAACAAGAACCAAUGGAUCUGCAAAAAGAAUGCUUGA
This is a messenger RNA of Archocentrus centrarchus (flier cichlid), 783 nucleotides long. RefSeq names its product C-type lectin domain family 4 member G-like. The record is from RefSeq and is a predicted model, not a curated record. Bases 1 to 783 code for a protein of 260 amino acids. NCBI's taxonomy places the organism in Eukaryota, Metazoa, Chordata, Actinopteri, Cichliformes, Cichlidae. The transcript is spliced from 6 exons.